Cydia strobilella is the source of this 2380-nucleotide messenger RNA. RefSeq names its product ecdysteroid-regulated 16 kDa protein (gene Npc2a). The record is from RefSeq and is a predicted model, not a curated record. Gene Ontology annotation, molecular function: sterol binding. Gene Ontology annotation, biological process: intracellular cholesterol transport. Bases 73 to 510 code for a protein of 145 amino acids. The transcript is spliced from 4 exons. Lineage: Eukaryota; Metazoa; Arthropoda; Insecta; Lepidoptera; Tortricidae.
GUCUAACCAGCCAGUCCGUGACGACGCGCGAGUCGACAGCACGCUAGCGCGCGAUUAAAAAACAAAACCGCCAUGUUGUUCGUUGUUACUGUUGCGGUCUUGCUGGCCAGUGCCCAAGCCAAAUUUUACAGGGAUUGUGGAUCGACGUUGGGAUCUGUGUCGAAAGUGGGCGUGAGCGGGUGCGAAGACUCAGCGACCGAGUGCGUCCUCAAAAGAAACACCAAUGCCACCAUCUCUAUAGAUUUCACACCCACGGUAGCAGCCAAAGAGAUAACCACAGAAGUUCACGGUGUCAUCAUGAACCUUCCCGUACCGUUCCCGCUGCCUCAGCCCGAUGCCUGCAAGGGCAGCGGACUGACCUGCCCUCUUAAGGCCGGUGAACUAGCCAAGUACGUGACGUCAUUGCCAGUCCUCAAAUCGUACCCCAAGGUGAAGGUCGAUGUGAAGUGGGAGCUCAAGACGGACGGCGGAGAUUUGGUCUGCAUCAUGAUCCCGGCCAAGAUCAAUUAAUUAUGAUAAAACGUCUUACUACGAAAGGAAGUUCUCCGAAUUAUAUUAUUCGUAAACAAAACGGUGGGUCAUAGACGUCAUAGCUAUGUAUUUCACUUAAGCAUGUGUGAAUGAGAAGUUUAUGGUUAAUAUUGUGUUUAUUGCGUGAAUCUCGUAAAUGUGGUAUUUUCUAUAAAAAGGGACCUUAUUGUCGAUGGCGCUUACGCCAUUAUAAACGAUGCUCCGAUAUAAAUACAAUGUCGCGCGACGCUGUGCGGUGUAAGCGCCAUCGACAAUAAGGUCCCUUUUCAUAGAAAAUGCCCCAAAUAAUCUCUUUAAACCAAGAGUGAACAGGCUGUUACUGAACGUUAGUUCCAUCUUAGGCCCUAUCUUCACUUUCCAUGGUGAUGGUGACUAGGGCCAAUCGCCGAUCAGUUGAUAAUAAAAAAUAAAUAAAUAAAAGAAUAUGAUUAAAGCUGAGAUUCGUGAGAUAAAAUAUUGUAGCUCUAUAUGGUGCGUUGGGGUAAGAUUGAACGGGUUUUUUAUGGGUAAGACAAAAAAUCGUCCGUAUGCCGAAGCAUUACGGGCGACUUUUCAUCUUACCCCGCAUGAAAAACCUGUUCAAUCUUACCCCAACGCACCCUACCUACUUAUACUAGUUGUACUUCACUAACUUCACUGCAAAGCCUCACCAGGAAUAUAUGAUCACGCGCCAUGUUGCGGAAUUUCACUGGAACUAAUAUUUACAUACUUUACUAAACUGUCACCCUAUACAUGAUGAAAAUAACAGCGCCCUCUUGACAAUGAUCAUAUAUUACUGGUCAGGCUUUAACAAUAAAUUGCUUCAUAAGAACCGCGUUAAUUUUGGGGUCAUUAUGAAAUAAGUUUUGAUGUUUUGGACGCCAAUAAUUCCAUUGCGCGUUUCCUUCUUAUAGCUCCUCUACACGAUGGGCCAUCAUAGUGGCCCACUAAGAUGAGCCAGCGUCUAAAGAGGGUAGUGGUGUCGGAUGGCUUAUGGCGUGGCGGGAUGGCAAUGGGAUGGCCACGGUGUCGGUUUUUCGCCCGCACAUCAAAGGUGGGCUUGCGAUGGCAGUAGGUACACAUCUACACGUGACCCAUUCCACAGUGCGUGCUUAAACGCGGUUGAGUGUGGACGUUCGUGCUUUAUAUUAAUUUACGAUUUUUUUGCUUAAAAAGAAGUGUAGGUAGUUGCAAAUUUUCAACCAUCGCAUGGCCAUCGCGCUGGUCCAGCACUGGGCCAUCGUGUAGCUGUAGAGGAGCCAUUAGAAAUAUUCCCAUUUCUAUUGAGGGAAAAAUUACUAGGCGCGGAACUUCACUAUUUGUUAGUAAGAUGAUAAAGAAAUUUAAGUCCUUUAAAAUAAGGGCUAUAGUUGAUUGGCAGAGAUGAAUGAUAUACUCACCUGGCGGACGCCCUUAAACAGUUCAUGUUAAUAUAGGUUAAUGUAUAAAAUACUAUAGCAAUCGCUCAUAUUUCAGUCCAAUAAAAUCCCUUAUAUUUGUCUGUAUCACCUUUUACCUUCAGAGUAUGUUUAAUUAAUUUUUUAAUACUUACGUGGUUAAUUUUAUACGAUAACUAUAAUUUUGUUAUAUUAUUUGCUAUGCAUUUUCAGUUAUGUUAACUAACGUAUUAUAUUAUGUGCUUUGAGAUCUUGCCUGACAUAGUUUAGGAAAUGAAUCUAAAGUAAAAUGACUAACUAUUCUUGUAUAAUUCAUACAUUGACCAAAGUUUUUGUGAUAAUUAUGUAACAUGUAGUUUCUAUAAUAGUUAAGUUUAAUAUUAGAAUAGAAAAGCAACAUCACAAUAACUUAAUUAUUAUUGAAACUACAAAGUUAACGUGUAAAAGAACGAAUAAAACUGAUGAUAAUAAAA